Messenger RNA from Paramuricea clavata, 1470 nucleotides. Lineage: Eukaryota; Metazoa; Cnidaria; Anthozoa; Malacalcyonacea; Plexauridae. The record is from the annotation of a GenBank genome assembly.
AAAAAGUCAAGUUUGAGCAAAUAGAUUAUACAAUCUACAAGGCAAGUACAAACACUGUUGCGUUCACGACAACAGAAGAAAGAAUGCCAUUAUGGAUCGAAGCUCUGAGAACACGAUACCAAGAUGGCCUCUAUGUCAACACAUAUCACUGUGCGCUGGGAAGAAAAUGAAAACAAGGAUGACUCAACGAAAUGCGACAAGGUAACCAUCCAUCUAUCUUCCUCCAAAAACUCGAUUAAUCAGAAUCUCAUCACCAUCACAGCACUGAUAAAUAAUGGCAGAAUUCAAGUACAAGGAAGGUCCUACAAAGAAUGGGGGCAACAAAGAAUUUUGCGACUCCUGGCAAUUAUUAAUUCUAGUCCUGCCAAAACCAAUCCAACCAAAGAUCUAGAAACUUUCGUUGAACUAAUAACAAUUAAUCAAAAACCGAGCACUAUGGAAAAAGAUGACCAUGCCAUCGACAAUAUAUCAGAACCAGACAAUACUAACUCUAUAAAUGAUGAACCAAUGUUUUCCAGCAUGAAAAGCAGCCUAGUCUCACUUGAAGCUGACUUUGUUCUUUUUAAGCAAACGACCCAAAUAAGCAUCAAUGACCUCACAGUUCAGCUCGACAAUAAAGACGGUGAAAUCAAUAAUCUAAAAACUGAAAUAACAUUACUCAAGACAACUAACCUAAGCCAACAACAGUCAAUAUGUGACCUGAAUUUAAAACAAUCACAAAUUGAAGAUGAACUUAAAAAAUUAAAAAACAAACACGAAUCCUUAGAGAAAAAGAAUACUGAUCUAUUACUAAAAUUACAAACACUAAAUAAGGAAAAUAUUCAGACAAACGAAGAAACGACCAGCCAAAUUCAACCAAACAUAGCAGUGCCCAUUUCAAACAGUUUUGGUACCUUAGAAGACAACCUGAAUCAACCUGAUGAGGAUGAAAUACAAAGAGAUGAAAUGUCGACAUCACAGAACACCCUCUUAGACCACUCCGAAGACCAACCACCUCAACCCAAUAAAGUAAACAAUGGAGAAACAAUUAUCUUGUGUGACAGCAAUGGUCGUCACAUAAACCCCAACCUGUUAUGCCCUGGUUCAAGGACUUCCUACAUCCGAUGUCCAACCCUGAAUGAUGCUAGUAAGACCAUAGAACAAACCACAUUCACGAACCCUAAAACAUUCCUUCUUCACUAUGGAACCAAUGACCUGGAGUCUAACCAAUCAGAUGAAGAAAUCAUAGGACGUCUCAAAUCCACGGUAACAACCAUAUCCAGUAAACACCCUGAAAGUAAAGUGAUUCUCUCAACACUAUUACCCAGAAAAGACAACCUGAACGAAAGGACCAAAAACAUUAACCACAGUCUAGAAGAAACAUUCUCGGCUUCCAAAAUCUAUGUUGUCAAACAUGACAACAUCAAAAUAGAAGACCGGCAUGACAAAAAAUAUCUGAACACGAUUGGCAUCAAACGUGUUUCGCCUUAA